CACCAACACCACCUCUGUACCGCACUUAAAUAUGCGCCAUAUCUCUCAUCAUCGCUCAUCACCUCUUCUUUAAAACUUCCUCUAUCUCUUUCAACUUCCCCAACUAGUAUUCUUCAACUUUCUCGUUGGAAAAUGCCACUAUACUUAGCGGGAGGAGCUGCUCUCACUGCCCUGCUAUGUCUCACGGCUUCUCUCUUUGCAUUCGUUGCGGCUGAAGAUCCCUACAGGUUCUUCAACUGGAAUGUCACUUACGGUGACAUAUACCCGCUCGGCGUCCGCCAGCAGGGAAUUCUCAUCAAUGGCCAAUUCCCUGGCCCGGAUAUUCACUCCGUUACCAAUGACAACCUCAUCAUCAACGUGUUUAACAGUUUGGAUGAGCCCUUCCUCCUUUCCUGGAAUGGAAUUCAAAAUAGGAGGAACUCGUUUGUGGAUGGUGUAUAUGGAACAACAUGCCCAAUACCCCCUGGGAAGAACUUCACAUACAUGCUCCAAGUGAAGGAUCAGAUUGGGAGCUUUUACUACUUCCCUUCUCUUCAAUUCCACAAGGCUGCUGGUGGUUUUGGAGGCAUCAGGAUCCUUAGCAGGCCAAGAAUUCCUGUCCCCUUCCCAGAUCCCGCUGGUGAUUACACUGUUCUCAUUGGAGAUUGGUACAAGGCCAAUCACACGAAUUUGAAGGCUAUUCUAGAUCGCGGUAAGAAGCUGCCUUUUCCCGAUGGAAUUCUUAUCAACGGCCGUGGGCCUGGUGGUGCCUAUUUCAAUGUGGAACAAGGAAAAACCUACAGGCUUAGAAUAUCAAAUGUCGGGUUGCAAAAUUCCCUCAACUUUCGCAUUCAAGGCCACACGUUGAAGUUGGUGGAAGUAGAAGGAACUCACACCCUUCAGACUACUUUCUCCUCGCUUGACGUUCAUGCUGGCCAAUCUUACUCCGUUCUAGUUACAGCGGAUCAGCCUGCACAAGAGUAUUAUGUUGUGGUUUCCACUCGUUUCACCUCUCCGAUCCUCACCACCACAGGUGUUCUUCAUUACAGUAACUCUGCCGGCCAAGUCUCAGGCCCACCCCCUGGUGGUCCUACCAUCCAGAUUGACUGGUCUCUGAACCAAGCUCGCUCUAUCAGGACUAAUCUUACUGCAAGUGGACCAAGGCCGAACCCCCAAGGCUCAUAUCACUAUGGCCUCAUUAACACAACCAGAACUAUCAGGCUACAAAAUUCAGCUGGUCAGGUCAACGGCAAGCAAAGAUACGCAGUUAACAGUGUAUCAUUUAUCCCAGCAGACACCCCCCUAAAGCUUGCCGAUUACUUCCAAAUUGGAGGAGUUUAUCGCCCUGGGAGUAUAGCUAACAACCCUUACGGUGGUGGAAUCUACAUUGACACAUCGGUGAUGAAUACUGACUACAGAGCAUUCAUUGAGAUCGUGUUCGAAAACCCUGAGGAUUUGAUUCAGAGCUGGCACCUCGAUGGCUACUCUUUCUGGGUCGUUGGCAUGGAUGGAGGGCAGUGGACUACAGCUAGUAGAAAUCAGUACAAUCUCCGAGAUGCAGUUGCACGUUGCACCACUCAGGUGUAUCCCAAGUCAUGGACUGCUAUAUACUUGGCGCUGGAUAAUGUAGGAAUGUGGAACUUGAGAUCUGAGUUCUGGGCGCGACAAUAUCUUGGACAACAAUUUUAUUUGCGGGUUUAUACAACAUCAACUUCACUUAGGGAUGAAUACCCCAUUCCAAAAAAUGCACUACUUUGUGGUAGGGCUCAGGGCCGACACACACGACCCUUCUGAGGUUGCUAGCAAUAAAAGGAUCCCACGAGGCUUGUCUAGUGUCUACCUUAGUUGGAGUAAGAGUACGGUGUUGCUUCUAAUACUAUUAUUAUUAUUAUUGGGUUAUUAUAUUUAAUGUGAUAAUGCAAAAGUGUAAUUAGGACUCUAAAUGACCUUAGCUCAAGGUCACAUUCUUUCCUAGAACUACCGUAUCUCCUUUGUUGUCAUUCAAGUUUUCAUACCAACAUUAUAAUUAUAUUAAGUGAGGUGAUUCUCUUGUUGCCUUUCUAGUUUU
This is a messenger RNA of Corylus avellana, 2047 nucleotides long. It is a transcript of the gene SKS5, whose product is annotated as SKU5 similar 5. NCBI's taxonomy places the organism in Eukaryota, Viridiplantae, Streptophyta, Magnoliopsida, Fagales, Betulaceae. Gene Ontology annotation, molecular function: copper ion binding; oxidoreductase activity. The record is from RefSeq and is a predicted model, not a curated record.